Salvelinus fontinalis (brook trout) is the source of this 2970-nucleotide messenger RNA. RefSeq names its product NLR family CARD domain-containing protein 3-like. Gene Ontology annotation, molecular function: protein binding. Lineage: Eukaryota; Metazoa; Chordata; Actinopteri; Salmoniformes; Salmonidae. The transcript has 6 exons. Bases 1 to 2763 code for a protein of 920 amino acids. The record is from RefSeq and is a predicted model, not a curated record.
AUGAAAACAUUUACACAUUUAUACACUGUGUUAUUUCUUGAUUCAGAUGAGCUUGCUGUGAUUUGCCAACGUGAACUCAAAUCUAAUCUAAAGAAGAAGUUUCAAUGUGUAUUUGAGGGGAUCGCUAAACAAGGAAACCCAACACUUCUCAAUAAGAUCUACACAGAGCUCUACAUCACAGAGGGUGGAACAGGAGAGGUCAAUAAUGAACAUGAGCUGAGACCGAUUGAGACAACAACCAGGAAACAAGCAAGACCAGAGACUGCAAUCAAAUGUAACGACAUCUUCAAACCCUUAACUGGACAAGACAAACUUAUCAGAACUGUGCUGACAAAGGGAGUCGCUGGCAUUGGAAAAACAGUCUCUGUGCAGAAGUUCAUUCUGGAUUGGGCUGAAGGAAAAGCAAAUCAGGAUGUCCAAUUUGUAUUUUCAUUCCCUUUCCGGGAGCUGAAUUUGAUGAAAGAGGACAAACACACUUUGAUUGAACUUCUCAAUCACUUCAUAACGGAAACCAAACAAUCAGGAAUCGCCAACUACAACAAGUACAAAGUUCUGUUCAUCUUUGAUGGUCUGGAUGAGUGCCGACUGCCCCUAGACUUCCAGAAGAACAAGAUAUGUUGGGACGUCACAGAGUCAACCUCAGUGGAUGUUCUCCUGAUAAAUCUCAUCAAGGGAAAUCUGCUUCCCUCUGCUCUCCUCUGGAUAACUACCCGACCGGCAGCAGCCAAUACGAUCCCUUCAGGGUGUGUUGACCAGGUGACAGAGGUACGAGGGUUCAAUGACCCACAGAAGGAGGAGUACUUCAGGAAGAGAUUCAGUGAUGAGGACCUGGCCAGCAGAAUCAUCUCACACAUAAAGACAUCAAGGAGCCUCCACAUCAUGUGCCACAUUCCAGUCUUCUGUUGGAUUUCUGCAACAGUCCUUGAACACAUGCUGGAACAUAAGAGAGAAGAGAUGCCCAAGACUCUGACUGAGAUGUACACACACCUUGUGGUGUUUCAUACCAAACAGAAGAAUGAAAAGUAUCUUGGGAAAGAAGAGACAGGUCCACACUGGAAUAAAGAGAGCAUUCUGUCACUGGGAAAACUGGCUUUUCAACAGCUUGUGAAUGGCAAUCUGAUUUUCUAUGAAAAAGACCUGAAAGAGGCUGGCAUUGAUGUCAAUGAAGCCUCAGUGUACUCAGGAUUGUGCACACAGCUCUUUAAAGAGGAAUGUGUGCUGUACCAGGACAAGGUGUACUGCUUUGUUCAUCUGAGCAUUCAGGAGUUUCUGGCUGCUGUAUAUGUGUUCCUCUCAUUCAUGAACAACAAUGAGAAUCUAAUGGCCGAACCACAAACAAAGUCCAGUAUCUUUUCUUCGCUGUUCAGAGACAAGCCUGAAGUUACUUUCUACAAGAGUGCUGUGGAUAAAGCCUUACAAAGUGAGACGGGAAACCUGGACCUUUUCCUCCGCUUCCUUCUGGGCCUCUCACUGGAGUCCAAUCAGAAGCACUUACGAGGUCUACUGACAGAGACAAGAAGCAGCUCACAGAGCCAUGAAGAAACAGUCAAGUACAUCAAGGAGAAGAUCAGGGAGAAUCACUCUCCAGAGAGGAGCAUCAAUCUGUUCCACUGUCUGAAUGAACUGAAUGACCAUUCUCUAGUGGAGGAGAUCCAAAGCUACCUGAGAUCAGGAAGUCUCUCAGAAGACGAACUGUCACCUGCACAGUGGUCAGCUCUGGUCUUUGUGUUGCUGACUUCAGAAAAGGAGCUGGAUGUGUUUGACCUGAAGAAAUACUCCAGAUCAGAGGAAGGUCUUCUGAGGCUGCUGCCAGUGGUCAAAGCCUCCAGAGCUGUUCUGCUGUCAGACUGUGGAGUCACAGAGGAAGGCUGUGCUUCUCUGGUCUCAGCUCUGGAGUCAAACCCCUCACACCUGAGAGAGCUGGAUCUGAGUAACAAUAACCUGAAGGAUUCAGGAGUGAAGCUGCUCUCUGCUGGACUGGGGAAUCCCCACUGUAAACUGGAGACUCUGAGGCUGUCAGGCUGUCUAGUCACAGAGGAAGGCUGUGCUUCUCUGGUCUCAGCUCUGAGGUCAAACCCCUCACACCUGAGAGAGCUGGACCUGAGCUACAAUCACCCAGGAGACUCAGGAGUCAGACUGCUCUCUGCUGGACUGGAGGAUCCACACUGCAGACUGGAGAAACUCAAUGUGGAACAUGGUGGAGAGAACAGAAUGAAACCUGGACUUAGAAAAUAUGUCUGUGAUCUCACACUGGACCUAAACACAGUAAACAGACACCUCUCUCUGUCUGAGGAGAACAGAAAGGUGACAUGUAGGAGAGAGGAGCAGCCGUAUCCUGAUCACCCAGAGAGAUUUGAGGUCUGUAGACAGGUGCUGUGUAGAGAGGGUCUGACUGGGCGCUGUUACUGGGAGGUAGAGUGGAGUGGGAGAAGGGCUGAUAUAGGAGUGACAUAUAAAGGAAUCAACAGGAGAGGAGGGGGUGAUGACUGUUAUCUUGGACACAAUGACAAGUCCUGGAUUCUGACCUGCUCUGACAACAGAUACUCUGCCUGGCACAAUAAUAAUCUCACUAUCAUAGACGUCCGCCCCUCCAGCACCCACAGAGUAGGAGUGUAUCUGGACUGGCCAGCCGGCACUCUGUCCUUCUAUAGAGUCUCCUCUGACACACUGACCCACCUGAUCACAUUCACCUCCACAUUCACUGAGCCCCUCUAUCCAGGGUUUAUGGUUUAUUAUGAAGACUCCUCAGUGUCCCUGAAAUAAUAACCUGACACACACACACACACACACACACACACACACACACACACACUGGACACACACUGGACACACACUCACACACACACAUUUGUUGUCUUUUAUGUUGAAUAACAAAUUGUAUAAUUAUAUAUGGACAUACGCUCCAUAGUUGUACAAGUAUACAAGGAUAUAUUGUACUUUUCAUAAUAAAACAUAGUUGAAACAAGAAAA